Molecule: messenger RNA, 1932 nt
Organism: Zeugodacus cucurbitae (melon fly)
Lineage: Eukaryota; Metazoa; Arthropoda; Insecta; Diptera; Tephritidae
Gene: Fa2h
Product: fatty acid 2-hydroxylase
Exons: 4
Coding region: 224-1531 (435 amino acids)
Biological process (GO): lipid biosynthetic process; fatty acid metabolic process
Cellular component (GO): endoplasmic reticulum; membrane
Molecular function (GO): heme binding; fatty acid 2-hydroxylase activity; iron ion binding
Source: RefSeq, a predicted model, not a curated record
UAACAACAACAAUCGUCAGCACCUACUCGCCGGCAAUAUUGAAAUUAUGUUGGUUAGUACGUUUUGGAGCAGCGACGUUGUUGGACGAGUUCGUUUCGAGCAGCGGAGUGUGCGUGCCACUGUUUAGUGUUCAGUGUUCGGUGUUCGGUGUUCGUCAUUUAACUAUCGCAUAGUUAACCAGCGUACGUCCCUGCCCCUGGGUUGUCAGAAAAAAAAACACAAAAUGCCGACAACAGUAUCAGAUCUCACACUGCCAUCGGCAACUACUGCCGCUAUAACAACGACAGCAAUACCAAUAACAACAACAACAUCGAAAUCUAUGCGUAAUGGUAUGCAUUUGCUAAACGAACAACAACAACAACAACGAAGUACAGAUCAAAAUGACAAAAAUGAGAAAAAUGGUUUAAAAGCGUGUGAAGAAGACCGACAGUUUAUAAUUAAGUAUCGACAAAAAUAUUACGAUAUAAGACGUUUUCUACAGAAUCAUCCGGGCGGCAUAAAUACACUACGCGGCCUUAACAACAGUGAUAUGACAACACGUUUCCUGCACGCCCCACCACACUCGGACGCUGCCAUGUACCUGAUGAAGGAAUAUGAAAUUAAGCCGACACAAUUGCUGAAUGGUACCAAAAGGAGGCAUCGGCUGCAGGAAAGUGCGCACAGCGAACUGCAUGGGCUUGAUAAUGAGCAGCAGCAGCAAGAAUCCCUUGUAGAGUCCACUGAAAAUGGCAUAGAACUGUUGGGUGAUACGUUGCAUGAAGAAGACAAAAACAAUAAUCAAUUGGACGAGAGUAUGGAGCAUCUUGUGGAUUGGUCAAAAGCCAUGCUACCACAAAUUUGGCACAUAACCCGGCAUUAUGAUGAAUGGGUCCAUAAACCAGUAGAUAGACCGUUGCGUCUUUUCGGCCCAACAUAUCUGGAGGUAUUUACGAAAACUCCGUGGUGGGUUGUACCAUUAUUUUGGAUACCCGUAAUUUGCAAGUGCUUGUGGGAUGAGUUUUCACCUAUUUGGCAUACAACCAGCUUAAGCGGAUUAACGCUUUUGACCGCUUAUUUUGGUGCCGGUGUACUUUUUUGGACUUUACUUGAAUAUGUGCUUCAUCGCUUUGUAUUUCACAUGAAGGUGGACGCUAAUAAGAAUCCACUGUUGUGCACAUUUCAUUUUAUGAUACAUGGACUGCAUCAUAAAGUGCCUUUCGAUUCGAAGCGUCUUGUUUUUCCACCACUGCCGGGCGUAAUAAUUGCCAGCAUACUUUACGCGCCAAUCAGUCUUUUAUUGCCACAACCACGUAUUUUGUUAGCCGGUGCGCUUUUGGGCUAUCUAUGCUACGAUUUGAUGCAUUACUACCUCCACUAUGGAAAUCCUUCAGUGCAACGUACACGCUUCAUGUACAACAUGAAACGCUAUCACUAUCAACAUCAUUUCGCACAUCAGGAUAUGGGCUAUGGUAUUAGCAGUCCACUAUGGGAUAUCGUAUUUAAUACACGAAUACAUUUACGUAAACUACGUUACACAUUGCGUUGGCGGUAAUUGAAGUUUUAAAUUAACGCAUUACAAAAUAUAUUUAAGUUUAAUAUUAUUAUUAUUUAAACAUUAUUGAAAUGUAGAUUCCUUCAAUGCCGCCUAACAAUGGCUUAUGAACAAUGUUUUUUUUACUAAUAGUACAUACUUUUCAUAAGUAAAAUAUCACCAAAGAAAAAAAAUAUAUGAUAAAUCAUUCCUAAACCUGUGCGUACACAUUAUUUUAGUAACACGCAUUCAACCACUUUAAUGUCGCUGGCUAUCGCCAAACUUGAUUGAUUUUUUAUGUACUUUUGGUAGCUUUAAUCAUUCAAUAAGUAUUAAGUGCCUUACUAUAUAGACAUUGAGUAGUUUUGUACACAUGCAAAAAGAAAACAAACCAAAUAAAAAGUUACUUUAGAGAAAAAAAA